AUGGACGUGCGGUCACGAACGAGAAGAGAGGAGGGAGAAGAAGAGGUCGACCGCACCACCGCCACCGCCACCCCACCACAGUUCAGCUACAGGCGGCCGCCCGUGGCCCGACGGGGCGACCAGUGGUGGCGCAGCUGGUGGUUCGUCGUGGGCGUGGCGGCGCUGGUGGUGGCCCUGGGCUGGUGGCUCCUGGUGCUCAAGUGGGAGUGGUACUGCUUCGCCUGGGCCAGCUGGGCCGACCCGGCCCUGCACGACGCGCGGGCCUGCCGGGCUGUGCAGCCGCCCUGCCUGGAGCGGGGGCGCCUCUUGACGGCGGCCUAUGGCUUCAGAUCGGUCUACGAGGGCCGACUCAACAUCUCCAGGCUGAAGGAGGAAGGCCUGGAGUCGAGCCCUUUGUUGAUGCUUGCAUCGAGUAGCGGCGAAGAUGGAUCCUCAAAAUCUGCUUCUACGCGCGGGCAGAUGAUGAAGGUGGUGGUGAAGGAGCUGAAGGACCCCAAGUCGUGCGGUGACGUCAAGGCCCACUUCAGGGAGGUCGCCAUCGAGCGAAGGCUGCGCCACCCCAGCAUCGUGCCCUACGUCGUCUCGUGCUCCAUCUCCCCACGCUACACGCUGGUGUCCGAGUACAUGGAGGGCGGCACGCUCAGCGUGGGCAUCACCCCCAACAUGGCGUCGCGCACCUACCUCUCCAUCAUGAUCCUCCUCAACGCCAACCGAACCCGCGGCUACAUCACCGACUUCAACCUGGCGUCGUGGAUCCGUAGCGGCGAACGCUGGGGCGUGCGCCGGUAUUGGUGGCCCAAGGGCGGCUCGUGGAAGUGGUUCGCCCCCGAGAAGCUUCGUCAGCACUACUACUGGGAGGCUGCCGAUAUCUGGAGCUACGGCGUGCUGUUCUACCAGACCCUCGUUCGGGCCAACAACCAGCCUGACGAGUGGGCAGCGACGGUGAUUCGGCCCUUCUACGAGGAGCGCAUCCUCAACUCCGCCGUCGAUGGCUGGCGGCCCUCCAAGCCCCAUUUCAGGAGCGACAGAGUGGUGCUGGACAAGGCGUGGGGCCUGGUGGAGGAGUGCUGGCGGUACGACCCCUACGCGCGGCCCAACGCCACCCGGCUCGUCACCUCCCUCGAAGAUCUCCUGCGACAACUCCCCAAGUCUCGAUAA
Acanthamoeba castellanii str. Neff is the source of this 1158-nucleotide messenger RNA. RefSeq names its product mitogen-activated protein kinase kinase kinase. The record is from RefSeq and is a predicted model, not a curated record. The transcript has 7 exons. The coding region runs from base 1 to 1158 and encodes 385 amino acids. Gene Ontology annotation, molecular function: protein kinase activity; ATP binding. NCBI's taxonomy places the organism in Eukaryota, Discosea, Longamoebia, Acanthamoebidae. Gene Ontology annotation, biological process: protein phosphorylation.